GCGAGUCGAGCGGACAUUCGUGAAUUUCUGUAAUUUGUACUGUGCAUGUACUUGUACAGUAAGUCUAAACUACUUCAAUGUGUGAAAGUGAAGGAGCUGCUAGAUACAAAGCUAGCAAAGUAGCAGAAGAUGAGUUUUUAGAUUAUAUCGCAAGCUACAGACGACGAUAUAACUCCUUGUACGCGCGAGGUCCUCUGCUACUUCUCACUCCAGAGAAUGAAGACGGCAGGAUGGUAAGUGUGGUGAGCCUGGUGGUGCCCAGCCGGGUGCCUCAUCCUCAGCUGCUUCUCAUGCAAGAUGCUGCCCGCGUCCUGUCAGACAUGAUCACCUACACACCACCCCAGCCUCCGCCCUCCCUGCCAACCAGGGUACGUUCACCAGCAGUGGUAGUGAAAGCCCAGGAGGGUAGCGGGGCAGAGUGCGCGCUGGUGGUAGCAUCUGUGUUGCUGGGUGCAGGGUACCAUGCCCCGUUGUCCAGGGAUCAGCACAACCCACACUUGUCGCCCGAGAUACUUCUCACCUACCCUGCCCGUACCUCGAGCAUCAGCAGGAGGAGGGUGGAGAACAGGAAGAGGUGACGUCCUCCAAGUAUAGUGUAAGGUCCCCACCCGACUUGAGGAGUCAUUAUGCUCUCAUCAUGGAAGAGCGAGCACGGCGCCGACGUGCUGCCCAGCUUCAGCAGCAGCAGCAACAGCAGGAAGGCGACAUAGAGGACAUACAAACCCUGGAAGCGCGGGUCAACAGUUCGGGAGACUACACAGAAGCGCACCUUCACUUCUGGGUAGUGGUGUUGCCACCAGGUCGGGGGGUCACUACACCUACUUUCAUUGAAUCCACCACAGGCCAGGUGCUCUCAUUGUCUUCUUCCCUAGCACUGCCAUACCUUUACAUCCACGCUUUGUUUAACCACACUAACUACUGGGCCUGCACCAAGUACAAUCAAGCCAUCUCUUGUGAUAUG
Molecule: messenger RNA, 961 nt
Organism: Homarus americanus (American lobster)
Lineage: Eukaryota; Metazoa; Arthropoda; Malacostraca; Decapoda; Nephropidae
Gene: lobo
Product: dynein regulatory complex subunit 7-like
Exons: 5
Coding region: 78-578 (166 amino acids)
Biological process (GO): cell motility
Cellular component (GO): motile cilium
Source: RefSeq, a predicted model, not a curated record